AUGAACUCGACCAGCACCGACGGCGGCAUCCUGACCUUCACGCCCAACAACAUCGACGAUUCGUACAUAUACGAACAAUUCGCCUGCCUCGAAAGCAUCGCGCAAGGCUAUGACUCGCUCUCCUUCAACAUCAAGGGGCCCGAGGCAGCCUCCGUCUCCAUCGAGCUGCAGACGGUAUCCGACUGCGCCUCGGAGGAGUACCAGAGCUUCUACUACACCCUAGACGGUCUAAGCGGGUCUCUGCAGACCAUCAACAUCCCGCUGAACAGUUGGGUCGACGCCAACUUAGACGGCAUCGUCGGCGUGCUAUGGUACGGGUUUUCGGCUGGCCUGACGGGCACCGACAACGAAUGGCAGUUAGAUAAUGUGCAGUUCCUGUGUGCGGACGUCGCGCCUCCCGAGGACCCCGAACCUCCUGAGUCUACGUCGGCGCCGGCUGGACCAGGUGUCACUGUCACGGUCACUGUGACCGUGCCCGCAGACGAUGAUAGCAUCACGAGAAUACCGUUACCUCCGACAGCCCCCGGCAGCUCUGUCUGGCCGACAGAAGACCCUCCGUGGUGGGAAGACGACCCAUGGGAUGGGUGGUCCGCAAGCUCGACCCUGCCGGCCGCAGUUCCUGCUACCCCGACACCGACGGCGGAACCCAGGACAGACAGGAACCAGCUCGUAGCGCGACAGGACGAGUGCAGCAACCUCCUCAUCGAUGACUGGGUAUCUCAGUCGCGCCUAACCUUCCUUUACUACAACGCGCUGCUGCAGUCGACCAGCGACGACGAAACCAUGAAGUCCAUCGUGGUCAAGAACAACAGGGUGACUAUUACGCCUACGGAUACUGACUCGUACUUCUACACGCAACUCGGCUGCAUCAAUGCGGAACAGUACGGAGGCGUCUCGCUCCGCAUCUCCGCACCUGCCGGCAGCACAUUCGACGUGCAGCUAUCAUCGACUAAGGGAACAUGCGGCACCGAGCGGACCAACGACGUUACCCUAAGCACAAAACAGCUCGGCUGGACAUUCGAUGGAACGGAGCAGUUGUACUCGAUUCCUUUCUCCAAGUACGACGGUCUCGAUUUGACCAAGUUCGAAAUGGUGUUCAUCACGAACCUGAGGAAGGCCGUGACUUUCGGACCGAUGAGCCUGUACUGCGGCGAGGAGGUCGUCGAGUACAUACCCCCUUCCGUCGUCGAACCAUCCGAACCAAGCGAGACCGUGCCCGCGCCGGUAGGCAAAGCGACUAACCUCGUGAUCGACACCUUCUCCAACGAGGACACGAACGCCUUGAAGCAAUGGCACGGAGCGGACGAAGGCAUGACGUUGACUUUCCGUAAGAAUACGAUGACGCUGAAGACCAACGACUCGGACUUAAUAGACUUGACCGAGUUCGACGGGUCCUACCUGCACGUCGCGUACACCGGAAGCAACCUCUUCACCGUCUCCCUACAACAACACAACGAGAAGUGCGAUAACGACAUCUACCCCUACCCGGAGACGUGGGACUCGCUUGAGGCGCAGCGGUACGCCAGCGACACCGAUAUCUACAUCCCGCUCGACCACUUCAACGUGAACCGGUCGCGGUCCAUCGGCUUCGCCUUCAAGGGCUUCUACAGCACGGACCCGACAGUCUUCUCCAAGAUCGAGAUCGUGAGCUCCGUGCCCGACGGCUUCACCAUCCCAGAAAAACUACCCUCGGGCACCUUCGUCUUCUCGUGCAAGCGGCCCAACUCCUUCGCCUUCGCCAUCGACGACGGGGAACCGGCCUUCGCGCAGCAGGUCAUGAAGACGAUCGACGACGCCGGCAUCACCGUCACCUUCUUCACCGUCGGCGCGCCGCUGCGCGACCCCACCACGAACCUGAGCGCCAUAUACAACGAGAUGGCGGCCAAGGGCCACCAGAUCGCCCUGCACAGCUACACGCACCCACCGCUCGAGGGCCUGCCCGACGAGGCCUCGAUAGACUGGGAGUACAGCAACGACAUCGAGGCCGUGAAGGAGACCUUCGACGGGCUGACGCCCAAGUACUUCCGCCCGCCGUUCGGCACCGAGGGCGCGCGCAUGCGUCAGCGGCUCGCCGCGCUGAUCGAGGAGCCGUAUAUCGUGCAGUGGAGCGUCGACGUCGAGGACUGGCUGUGGGCCGAGUCCGACACGCCGGAGAAGCAGCUCGAGGCCUUCAAGCGUGACGUCGCGGCCGGAGGCGACAUCGUGGUCAUGCACUACUUGUACAACAGCACGGUGUCUUACCUGAAGGAGUUCAUCGAGAUAGCUAAGGCUACGGGUAAGCAGUUGAUGCGUGUGGAUCAGUGCAUGAUGGAUCCCAACGCGCCGCCGCUACCGGGCGAGGAGCCAGAAGAACCGGGUGAGGGCGUUCCGGAAAAGGGAGACUAG
Messenger RNA from Annulohypoxylon truncatum, 2385 nucleotides. RefSeq names its product carbohydrate esterase family 4 protein. Bases 1 to 2385 code for a protein of 794 amino acids. Gene Ontology annotation, biological process: carbohydrate metabolic process. Gene Ontology annotation, molecular function: hydrolase activity, acting on carbon-nitrogen (but not peptide) bonds. The record is from RefSeq and is a predicted model, not a curated record. The transcript has 3 exons. Lineage: Eukaryota; Fungi; Ascomycota; Sordariomycetes; Xylariales; Hypoxylaceae.